ACUAGAGUCCUGUAGUUGUGCUGUUAUAUGACGUGUUAAAUGCAGAAUAGUUCUUCUCCAUUCACUUCACACCACCCUGCAGACGGAACAGAAGCCAUUUUAGGUCCCAGCGCAUCUUCUUCUCUUUUCUCUCUCUCUCAUCAGUCGCUCGUUGCAAUUUACUUCAAUUCAUGUAUCUGGGAUUUUAAACAACAAUGUAUUAAGAGUUGGUGUUGGUGUAGUGUGUGCAGCAGCUGGAUGGAUGACAAGAGCGCAACCACGAACACGCUCCUCAGACGUGCUCGUGUUGCAUGACGCGCCUCUCUCUCUCUCUCUCUCUCUCUCCCCUCUCUCCCUCUCUCUCUCUCUCUCUCUCCCCUCUCUCCAUCGGUUUACUUAAAGGUACCGGGAGCCGUGCUCGUUACUUAACGUCUCCAAAAUUGAACGGCAGCGGGAAGACGCGUUUGACGCAGAGAUCUCUCCUCCGGACCCUGCUGCUGCUGCUGCUGCUGCUGCUGCGGUCUGUGGUGGUCUGUCUGUGGUCUUGUGUGUGUUGACACAUCUCCAGGCUGCUGGCAGGAUGCAUGCGCCGCUUCAUGCGCCAUCCUCCUCCGCUCUCCAACUCAGCUCUCCGCACCUUUAGAGAGGCGCUGCGUGUUUUUUUCUCCUCAUCGCGGCUACAUUGUAAUUCUCCGUCUGCUCUCACCUUGCCAAACUGACGCAUGGAUGUUGAUAAAACGACGCGCAUGCGUUGCUCUUGGAAUAAUUGUGCAGCCUAAGUUGCAUCCCUGAGAUCUUGUGUGUCAAAGUCGUUUUGGCCGGAUCGGAGUUUUCUCUCGUGAUGUGGACUACUCUGGACCGCGGAUGCUGGGGGGUCUGGUGCUUAGCCCUGCUGGCGACUCUAGCCCGCGGCGCGCAAAGUGCCAACGAACCUAGCAACAUGUCCUACGUCAAAGCCACUGUGGACAAGCUGCUGAAGGGCUAUGACAUCCGUCUGCGGCCUGAUUUUGGAGGCGCUCCUGUGGAUGUUGGCAUGAGCAUAGACAUCUCCAGCAUCGACAUGGUGUCUGAAGUCAACAUGGACUACACCAUCACCAUGUACUUCCAGCAGUCCUGGAGAGACAAGCGUCUCUCCUACACGGGCAUUCCUCUCAAUCUCACCCUGGACAACCGGGUGGCAGACCAGCUGUGGGUCCCCGACACCUACUUCAUUAACGACAAAAAGUCCUUCGUCCACGGGGUGACGGUGAAGAACCGGAUGAUCAGACUGCACCCAGAUGGAACUGUGCUCUACGGUCUCAGGAUCACCACGACAGCUGCCUGCAUGAUGGACCUGCGCAGAUACCCACUGGAUGAGCAGAACUGCACCUUGGAGAUUGAGAGCUAUGGAUACACCACUGACGACAUUGAAUUCUACUGGCAAGGAGGAACUACCGCAAACUCAGUCACUGGGGUGGAGAACAUCGAACUGCCCCAGUUCGACAUCAUAGACUACCAAACCCUCUCCAAGAAAGCUGUGUUUGCCACAGGCUCUUAUCCACGUCUGUCCCUGAGCUUUAAGCUGAAAAGGAACAUUGGCUAUUUCAUCCUGCAGACCUACAUGCCCUCCACCCUGAUCACCAUCCUGUCCUGGGUCUCCUUCUGGAUCAACUAUGAUGCAUCGGCUGCCAGAGUAGCCUUAGGUAUAACCACGGUGCUGACCAUGACCACCAUCAAUACCCACCUUAGGGAGACUCUACCCAAGAUCCCCUAUGUCAAGGCCAUUGACAUUUACCUCAUGGGUUGCUUUGUGUUUGUCUUUCUGGCCUUGCUGGAGUACGCCUUCGUCAACUACAUCUUCUUCGGUCGAGGUCCUCACCUGCAGAAAAAAGUGGCAGAAAAGGCUGCCAAGUCCAACAACGAGAAUAAGAGCAGACUGGAGAGCAAAAAAGUGCAGGUUGAUGCUCAUGGCAACAUCCUCCUGACCAACCUAACCAGUGAGAUGGGUGGAUCGGAUAUGAUGGGCGUUCUCAAUGACCCUCGGGCUACCAUGUUCUCUUACGACAGUGCCAGCAUACAGUACCGCAAGCCCAUGACCAGCCGAGACCUGUACGGACGACCGGCCAUUGACCGGCCGAUGGGCCACAAGAAGGGCCGCUUGCGGAGGAGGGCCUCACAGCUCAAAGUCAAGAUCCCCGACCUCACGGAUGUCAACGCCAUAGACAAGUGGUCCCGUGUCGUGUUCCCAAUCGCUUUCACCUUCUUCAACCUGGUCUACUGGCUUUACUAUGUCCAAUAGGGUGGCAGUAGUGAGCCUGUGUGGCAACACCACUUCUAAUGAUUUGAUAGCUACCUAAGUCUUGUACAGCGAUGAAAAUUAAGGAGCGUUCAGUCCAUUUGUAUAAAUCCUGUUUUGGAAUGAGUAGUACUGGAUAUCUUUACAAUGUAAAUACAAUUAUAUACUGUAUAUAUAUAUGUAUAUGUAUAUACUGUAUAUAUAUACAGUAUGUAUAUGUGUGUGUAUAUAUAUAUAUGUAUAUAUAUAUAUAUUGAACAGGUAUAAUUUAUUAUAAAUCCUGUCACUUUUGCUGUACUCAUCCUUACAAAAUAGACAGAUAAAAUAAUAGAAUUUAAGACACAAUAAAGGUAUGGUAUUUCUAAGUUGAACCAUGCCGAAAAGACUCCAAAACUACGGGAAAUGAUUUUUCAUUUGCUCUAUCUCUUUUUCUCAACUUCUGUUAUUUCACUUUUUGCAUGUGAAUGGAACACAACUUUUUGUUUGCUUGAGGUAAAAAAAACUAAAAAAAUGUCAACAUUGUACCAGCGUUAUUCUCACAGCGUCUGUGAGCAUGUGCAAUGUACUUUUCUUUAAAAGAAAUCAGGUAAAGAAUGACCAAUGAUGUCACUAUGCUUUCAAAAUCACAUACAAAAUUUCAAGCCCUGAUAAAACUCGCUGCUGGUGUCGAAACACGUGAUGUUACAGACUAUUAUUGAACAUUUUUUGUCUGAAACCUGAAAUUAGACUGUACAUAACUGAAUUGCAUAGAGGUUCAUCCACCUCGUUGUGUUAAAUAAUUAAAGGGCCAGUACGAGGUCAAUGCUACUCUC
This is a messenger RNA of Sebastes umbrosus (honeycomb rockfish), 3066 nucleotides long. RefSeq names its product gamma-aminobutyric acid type A receptor subunit beta1 (gene gabrb1). Gene Ontology annotation, biological process: regulation of membrane potential; nervous system process; chemical synaptic transmission. Gene Ontology annotation, molecular function: neurotransmitter receptor activity; GABA-A receptor activity; extracellular ligand-gated monoatomic ion channel activity. Bases 821 to 2257 code for a protein of 478 amino acids. The transcript is spliced from 9 exons. Lineage: Eukaryota; Metazoa; Chordata; Actinopteri; Perciformes; Sebastidae. Gene Ontology annotation, cellular component: membrane; neuron projection; synapse. The record is from RefSeq and is a predicted model, not a curated record.